CACUAGCAAUCCCUGAUACUGAAAUUGAGAGCUAAGACUUUCUUCAAUCAGACAGCAAAUUCAAUUGAUUGAAAUCUGGAGGUUUGAACUCAUAAACAACCCAACUGAGAGUCUGGGGUUGUUGCCGAGCAUACGUGAGACUCCAGCAUCGGAAGAGGCAAACAAGGGGAGCACAAAGCACACAGGCUUGGAAGAGGAACAUGGAAAGUGGUGCCUACUCAGAUGUUGCCAGCAUCCCUGCCUCCUGGAUCCAAAUGGAGACCUCUACAGUCUCUGAGUAUGAGUAUGAUCCUCAGAGUGAGCUAUGUGAGAGGAAGAUCCACUUUGCAAGAUUAUUCACUGCUCUCUUGUACUCUCUGGUGUUAUUCCUCAGCCUGAUGGGUAACAGCCUGGUUUUCUGGGUCUUGGUGAAGUAUGAGAAUCUAGAGUCACUCACCAAUAUCUUCAUCCUCAACCUGUGUCUCUCGGAUCUUAUUUUCUCCUGCCUGCUGCCUGUGUGGAUCUUAGCACAACUUCAGAAAUGGUUGCUAGGUGACUUUUUCUGCAAGCUCCUCAACCUAAUCUUCUCCAUCAGCCUCUACAGCAGCAUCUUCUUUCUCACCAUUAUGACCAUCCACCGCUACCUGUCUGUAGUGAGCCCCAUAUCAACUCUGGGCAUCCAUUCCCUCCGCUGCCGUGUGCUGGUGAUCACAUCUGUGUGGGUCGUCAGCGUCCUGUCCUCCAUCCCCGAGGCUAUCUUCCACAAGGUGAUUGACUCACAAUGUUCUUAUUCUGAACUUCGUGGGCUCUUGGCCUCAGUCUACCAGCACAACAUCUUCUUCCUCCUGUCCAUGGGGAUCAUCCUGUUCUGUUACAUACAGAUCCUCAGAACCUUGUUUCGUUCAAAGUCCAGACAGAGGCACCGGACAGUCAGGCUCAUCUUCACCGUCGUGGUGGCAUACUUCCUCAGCUGGGCUCCUUACAACCUCAUCCUCUUCCUAGAGACACUGGAGAAAACUCAAAUCAUGCUGCAGACCUGUAAGAGCAAGCAGCAGCUAGACAUGGCUAAGCUCAUCAGCCGCAAUUUGGCCUUCUCCCACUGCUGCUUCAACCCAGUGCUUUAUGUCUUUGUUGGGGUCAAGUUUCGCAGACACCUAAAAAGUCUUCUCCAGCAGGUCCGGCUGUGCUGGCAGAAGACAUCCAGCCCUGUCCUACCCUCCUAUUCCCCUGGUGCAUUUACGUAUGAGGGCCCCUCCUUCUACUGAGAGGAGAAGAUGGGCACACAGCACAGAGGUGACUAGGGAAGUUGGAGGAAGGCAAGGAGAAAUGGAUCAGAAAGGAACCCUGCAGAAGACACAACAGUGGAGAUGCCAGGGUGUGGAGGAAAGACAUGA
Molecule: messenger RNA, 1373 nt
Organism: Myodes glareolus (Bank vole)
Lineage: Eukaryota; Metazoa; Chordata; Mammalia; Rodentia; Cricetidae
Gene: Xcr1
Product: X-C motif chemokine receptor 1
Biological process (GO): calcium-mediated signaling; G protein-coupled receptor signaling pathway; cell chemotaxis
Cellular component (GO): external side of plasma membrane; membrane
Molecular function (GO): C-C chemokine receptor activity; C-C chemokine binding
Source: RefSeq, a predicted model, not a curated record